AUGAAGAUACUGAUAAUAAAGUUACAACCAAAGAUCAAAGCUACUAUCUACUUAAAAAUUCAAUGUAAUAUAGCAAUUGAUAAACUAAACGAGUUGUAUCAAAUUGAGCAAGCUGUUAUUAUUGAAGAAUCAAAUGAUGAUUUAUUUGUUAGCUCAUCUGGAUCAUUAGUUAUAAAUGAACCUUCAAGUAUUAAUCAAGUUAAUUAUUCUUUGCUUGAAAUAUAUGAAGAUUCAGAUGAUGAAAAUAAUCUUUCUGAUGAAGUUGUUCGAUACUUAGCUUUAUCAAAAAUAUCUCCAAAUUAUAAUUAUUUAGCAAUUCCUGCUACAUCUGUACCAAGCGAGAGGUUGUUUUCUGAUACUGGUCUCCAUUUAUCUGCUUGUCAUAUUUGCUUAAAAUCUAAGUUUUUGGCAUCUAUACUAUUUCUAAAAAGAAAUAUGAAACUGUUCGAUGUUUUUGAUAAAUAA
Messenger RNA from Dentiscutata erythropus, 465 nucleotides. The record is from the annotation of a GenBank genome assembly. NCBI's taxonomy places the organism in Eukaryota, Fungi, Glomeromycota, Glomeromycetes, Diversisporales, Gigasporaceae.